AUGAACUGCGGUCUCGUCUUUGAGUCGUCAACGCAUUCUCCACUACCAUCGGCCCCUGUGCUCAAGCAGGAGCUCAUCACCGAGCACUACGCCAUCACCGCCAAGCGGUCAUCUCAAAAGGACAAAAUGAAGCGUCCUGCCAACAUCAAUACCUCCAUUGCCCUUGGACCCAUUCCCCCUCAGCCCACCUUUGUCCCCACCAUGCAGCCUGGCCAACAACUACAACAGUUUCAGCCAGUCUACAUGAACGACCCCAGUGGUACCUUUUACCAGCCACCGCCAACACAGUUUGCUCCCUAUCCUCCCUCUCAGAUGGCCCCUGGACCUUCUCGAAGACCCAGCCACGCAGAAAUCUCCGCCGGACCGUCGAGUGGUCCACCUCCCGACUCUGCAUCGACAAGCGGACAUGCAGCCCAGCGCUCACUCGACUCCACCGGCUCGCACAAGCGCAAGCGCAGCAACUCGUCGUCGCAGGCCGAGGAGCUGCGCACACCACGGAACAACAUGCAGCAGCCUCUGCCGUCAACCAUUCAAGGGCUGGUGACGGGCAAGUCCCAUUUACCGACCCCUCCGUCCACCGGCGACCAUGUGUCGACGCCUGCACAAAUGUCUCACCACUCUCCCGUGGAUCAGUCAGCGCAGCAUCCGUUUUCCGAGAAGAAGCGUUCGGGCGUCUAUGUCACUGCGACUGAGUCGGAGGGGAGGAAAUUGGGACUGGUGCGGACAUCAACAGGGAUGGAGAGCGUCGAGGCCAACCGUGAGCAUGGCCCUCCGCGUACCAAGCAGGCCACUGUCUUGAGCGUCAAUUCAUCGGGUGUUGCUACGGUGGGCAGUGGGGACGUCCUCCACUCUGACGCCUCGUACAUGGGUCAGGUCCCCAAGACUCCUCCAGCGCCUAGUCGUGAGCUCGCCGAGGAUGACACCCCUCGCACAAAAGUCGACAAGAUCAAGCGCCGUCUUUCGUUAUUCAAGACGACCUCUCGCAACGCAGAGCCCAUGUACUCUACACGCCUCGAUAUGGGUCACGGCGGUCCCGUCCGGGUCGCACUCCGCAAGGACAUUGCGAUUGCCUUCAUGGGCCUGGACAAGGUGGCGACUGGUGGCGCAACCGAGGAGCAGAACGCAGACUCUGCCCACCAGCCAGUUCGCCCAGACUGGCCCGAUGACGAGGCACCAUGGAACCAGACCAGCGGAAGACGUACCAAGAAGCAGCGUCAGGACCGCGAGCGCCUGGCCAUGCUGCAGCGUUACCUCGAGACUUCGAGCGACGACGACGACGAUCACGAUGGCGCGGUCAGAUUGCAGAUCCCAACCAAGAGACACCAGUCGCGACCGUCAGCCGAGCAGUUGCCGCCAUCACAGGACCCCACUGAUGCCCGUGCUGCCCUCUGGUACGCAAUGCACAAGGCCCGCCGGCCGCAGCAGUUAGCCGGGCCGCAGAUGGUGCCCACAGGCAUCGUGAGCUGCGUGUGCAAGAACACGGCGCCGUCGAACCAGAUGGUCUCGUGCAGCAACUGCAAGAGCUGGCAUCAUGUCGCUUGCGUGGGCCGCGACGAGGCUCUCGACAGCAACUGGGCCUGUGAACGUUGCAUGGCCCAGGCUCGGCGCGCCACAUUGUCGACGCCCUCUCAGCGCACGCCGUCCCAGUUCAGCACAGUCGACCGGUCCAUGUCGGCAUUCCGCGGCAACCAGGCUCUGGCGCUCGCGCCAUCGCCAAUGUUUGCACCGGAAGCGGCUCGUGCGGCGGCCCAUUCCGGAAUGGCCACCCGCACACCACGGACACCCAGCCGGAGACACGAACGGGCACGAGUGCUAUCGUAUGGUAACGAAUGGGGUGUCACUGGUGAGAACCCGUCGACACCCAUGCCGCAGGGUGGCUUUGGCACAUUUUCGACCCCCCGUCCCGACGACCCUGUGUUUGAUGUCAACUCGACGCCGUCGCGUCACCUCGACACGGACCCUCGCAUCGCUGGCCAGUUUUCCGGUAGCCUCUUUGCAAUCACCCCAUUAGUUGGCCGCUCUCGCAACGCCAACAUGCUCGUGGGGGACACGCCGAUGGGCCAUGCCAGAAAUGUGUCUGGGGUGCCUCCCGCUUUUUCGGAAGGCAUGACGAGCAGACACGAAUUCUUGCAGGGCCUGACGGCCGACCGGCGCCAGCUGCCGGAGACGCCUGGCGCUGGCAUGAGAAGCUUGGGCCUCGGUCGCCCGUCGCAGCUCUCGCCGUCUCCGUUUGGCGGACACAGACGCACGUCGAGCAAGUCGAGUCAUCUGCGCUCGGCUUCACGCAGUGGUCUGGGUUUUAGCUUCCCUCUCAGUGACGACGUCAAGGGCAGUGCGCCUGAUGACUCGAUGCCCAACUGA
Messenger RNA from Cutaneotrichosporon cavernicola, 2361 nucleotides. RefSeq lists its product as uncharacterized. NCBI's taxonomy places the organism in Eukaryota, Fungi, Basidiomycota, Tremellomycetes, Trichosporonales, Trichosporonaceae. The record is from RefSeq and is a predicted model, not a curated record. Bases 1 to 2361 code for a protein of 786 amino acids. The transcript has 2 exons.